GUUGCCCAGACUGGAGUGCAGUGGCAUGAUCUUGGCUCACUGCAACCUCCACCUCCUGGGUUCAAGUGAUUCUUCUGCCUCAGCCUCCCAAGUAGCUGGGAUUACAGGUGCCUGCCACCAUGUCCAGCUAAUUUUUUAUUUUUAGUAGAGAUGGGAUUUCACCAUAUUGGACAGGCUGGUCUUGAACUCCUGACCUUGUGAUCUGCCCGCCUCGGCCUCCCAAAGUGCUGGGAUUACAGGUGUGAGCCACCGCACUGGGCCCAAAUUUCUGUUGUUUUAAAGGGAAAGUGUUUUGAAAGAAAACAAAUUGAUAGAUUGUGCUUGUUAGAAAUAAAUUUUUCUACCAAGCUGGCUCAUCUGUCAGAAAAAAUUCAUUUUUAAGUUAGGUGUUGCUUAUACUUUGGAAAAAAUUUUAAAUGCACAAAUAUUUCAGUCUAGUGAUAUGGGGCAAGACAUUUAUUUUCUCCUUGCAAAUUUUUUCUGACCAUGAUACCGUUGAUGGUUUUUGUAGCAUCUUUCUGAAAUAUGACGAUUAUGGAAUACUUUGAGAUCCAGGAUGGUUUAAUGCUAAGAAAUUGCUGGCAUUCACAUUUCUUUUUUUUUUUUUUUUUUUUGAGACGGAGUCUCGCUCUGUCACCCAGGCUGGAGUGCAGUGGCGCAAUCUCGGCUCACUGCAAGCUCUGCCUCCCGGGUUCACGCCAUUCUCCUGCCUCAGCCUCUCCGAGUAGCUGGGACUACAGGCGCCCGCCACCACGCCCGUCUAAUUUUUUGUAUUUUUAGUAGAGACGGGGUUUCACCGUGGUCUCGAUCUCCUGACCUCGUGAUCUGCCCGCCUCAGCCUCCCAAAGUGCUGGGAUUACAAGCGUGAGCCACUGCGCCCGGCCGGCAUUCACAUUUCUGAAGUCGUGAAUAAAAUUAAGAAAUUCAAGCACAUUAUGUGUUCACUAGAUCUUACUUGAUUUCCAAAAUAUUUCUUUCUGAAAUUUUAGAUAAUUGGUAAUUUUUCCUUCCUUCUGCUAAUCUUUGCAUCUUUGAAAUUAGAUUAGGAGGCAGUUUUGUCAGCUAGGCCUUAGUUUCUGGGGCAGUGAUAUCCAAACUUUUGCUUGCCACCCUCAAAGUAAAUUAAUGCCACUUGGGAUUAAUUUGUGAUUUUUCUGGGGAGAGGGUCUACAACUUUUAUUUAUUUUACCAGUAGUCUUGGUAAAUACAAGAAUGAUAUGAAUAAAUAUGUUGGGUAAUCUUAAACUUGUGUUAUGUGAUUUGUAAUUAGCUUGUGUUUCUGGAUGAUCUUUACAUUCAGUAAAUCUCCAGAGGGCCCAGAUAGAAUGGAGUAUUUUGUCUUUUCCUUUGGGAACUUUUUUUUGGUUCUUUCUUUCAUUAAACAAUUAUGAAAUAAAAUUUUUGGUAACAGAUUUUCCAUGUAAAAAUAGCCCACAAAUCAAAGAACUAUCCAAGAUUUGCUAAGUAAGAACACAUCAUGGAAUACCAUCAUAGAACUAGUCUCUUACCCCAAAACUAGCUGUAGGUGCUAAGUCUAAAGAAGAAGUAAUUCUGAUAUGUUACCAGAAUUAUGUGGUAAUGUGACUGUUAAAAUUGUUGUCUUCUUUAAUUUUUGGCUGUAUUAUUUUAAAAGUUUUUCUCCAUAGAAAAAAAAAUUUUUUUUUUUUUUGAGAUACUGUCUCGCUCUGUCGCCCAGGCUGGAGUGCAGUGGCAUGAUCUUGGCUCACUGUAACUUCCGCCUCUCGGGUUCAAGUGAUUAUCCUGCCUCAGCCUCCUGAGUAGCUGGGAUUACAGGCACCCGCCACCACACUGGGCUAAUUUUUGUAUUUUUAGUAGAGACAGGGUUUCACCAUGUUGGUCAGGCUGGUCUCGAACUCAUGACCUCGUGAUCUGCCCGCCUCAGCCUCCCAAAGUGCUGGGAUUACAGGUGUGAGCCACCGCGACCGGCCGAAAUACAUUUGUAGUGAAAAAUUUAGAAGAAAAAUACCCCCCAUUAGUGGUUAUCUUUGGUCUAUAAGCUUAUAGGUGAUUUUCAUUUUCUUUCUUGUACCUUCCAUUGUUUUUCAAGUUAUCCUUAAUGAAAAUGCAUUAGCUUUUACGAGCAGAAAAAAUAAACAUAAAUACAGAUAACACAAUUAUGGCCCUAAUGACUUCACUGUCAGAUUUUGGAUAGGCAAGUUACUUAUCUUUACUGGGCUUUUUCCCCAUUUGAAAAAUGGGGACAGAAAUAAUAUUUCAAUUUUCUUCUAAAUUAAAAUUUCUUCCAAAAUCGAUUCUGAGUCCGUGUUACAUGUUAAACAAUAAAUAUAUUUUUCUCUUAAUGGAAAAAGCUAUGUCGUAUUCAUUGUAGAAAAACAGAAGAAAAUUAAAAAUAAUUCUACAAUACAAAGAUAUUUUAAUAUGCAUAGUUUAGAUGUUUUUCUUUUUUUUUUGGAGACAGCAUCUUGCUCUGUUGCCCAGACUGGAGUGCAGUGGCACAAUCUUGGCUCACUGCAACCUCUGGCUCCCAGGUUCAAGCGAUUCUCCCACCGCAGCCUCCUGAGUAGCUGGGAUUACAGGUGCCCGCCACUCUGCCCAGCUGAUUUUUGCAUUUUUAGUUGAGACAGGAUUUCACCAUGUUAGCUAGGCUAGUUUCGAACUCCUGACCUCAGGUGAUCUGCCCACCUUGGCCUCCCAAAGUGCUGGGAUUACCAGCUUGAGCCACUGCGACCAGCUGGUUUAGAUAUUUGUCUAAGCACACAUGGAUAUACACAAUACAUAUUCACACUAUCAAUUUAUUUUUACCUUGAAACAUUCUUAAUGAGACAGUUACAGAUCCAUUUGUUUUAAUGAAACGUAAAAGAUAUUUUUAAAUUUUCUCUCCUAAUACAUAUUUGUUGAGGAAAUGCUUACCAUUUCAUACUCUUUAUGGUUUUGCUGAAGUAAGGGUAACUUGGAGUAAGGGUGUAAGGGCUUGCCCAUGAAAGCUUACUUAGUGCAGAAUGAAAGCUAAAUCCUGGGUUAACCUCGAUUUCGUUCACAUAUUAACUUGCUUUUUCUUGACUGCCAUGAUACUUCCUGAGCUAAGAUUUCUAUUUGCAGAUUGGUUUCUGAAGUGUCUCAAGAUAGCAUUGGUCUUUUAUUUUACCCUGGGACCUUCUGAGUUACUCCAGUUGUCAGCACAUGAAGUAUUAGUAGUAGCAAUAGUAUAAUACAGUAGUGUUAAAAAUACCUGGUUUUUUUUUUUUUUUUUUUUUUUUUGCAUUAUCUCUAGGGAAUUCAGAAGAUUUUAUAUACAUAAAAUAUAAAUACUCAAAAUGCUAUGUAAUCCAACUCAUACACUCGGUGAAAUAUGUGAUAUAUAUAAUUCUAAUUCUGUGUAAAGAAUAACUGCAACUUUCUCAAAGGUAUCUUUCUUAAAAAUUUUAUAUGGUGGAAUCCUAUUUAGAGCUAGUAGUGUAACCCAAUUUUCCUGCCUACUCAUUUAAUUCUGUUUUUAAUCCGUCUGGUAACUGAUUUGUUUUUGUUUUUAUUUUUUAUACAAAAUGGAAAGCAAAUCUAGAGUAAAUAGUUUCUUAGUGACUGCAUUUAGUAUCUAAAGUAAUGUCAUUUUUUCUCUUAGUAAAGCCUGUAGAGGUGACGAUGACAAAGUCCGACUUGUUUAUUCUCUUCCUUUCUACUUUGAAAGAUUAGGAUCUUUUCCAAAAGAAGAACUUUUAGAAUGUAUGCUUCACAAGAUUCUUCAAUCACUAUCUUCCAGACAUAGCGGGAGGUAGAGAAUCUGAGAAUAAAAAGUACAAACUUUUUCUUUCUUAAACUUCUGUAUCUGAAAGGUAUGAAAGCAAGAGCUAAUUCUCACUUGAGAAUCCACCACAGUGAUUGCUUUCAUUCUGAAGAAAUCCAUUUUGUAGCCAAAUGGUAUGGUAUUUUCCAUCCGAGAAUACAGAACCUGUGGAUGUGGAGGCCCAGCUGAAACGGACAUGAGCAUCUGUGGGUUUUGAUUCACCCCCAGAUACCAAAGGAUGACUAAAUCCAUCAGAUCUCUGCUCAAACAUCAUUUCUUUAGGGAAGAUUUACCUGAUGUCCCUCUUUUUUGCGUUUUUCCUUCAUCAUAGGUGGUCAUAUAUAUAAUUUUACAUUUGUUUGCAUAUUGCUUGAUAUAUGUCUGUUCCACCAGAUUGUAAGCUUCGUGAGAGUAGAUACUGUCUUGGUGUUCAUUACCAAGCACAGUGCCUGACACAUAACGAGCAGUAUUUAUUUGAAUGAUUGUAGAAACCUGGCAAAACUCAUUUGUAAUAUUUUACUUUACUUAGGCUUUUGUGGUACUAUCUAACAUUUUAUAAUUUUAGGAACUCAGGAUGGGAAGAGAUUCUAAAUCAUCUAAGACAGCUCUGCUCUCCAAAGUUAAAAGUCUUCAGUCUCUCCUUGAACACAUCCAGUGAUAGGAAACAUAACCACCUACCAAAAGUCUGGUUAGUCUUUAAGAUAUUUGGAUGGUAGGAAAGUUUUUCCAACUGAAAUUUCUCCCUGGACCUUUUUUUCUUUUCUUUUCUUUUCUUUUUUCUUUUUUUUUUUUUUUGGAGACAAGGUCUCUGUGUUGCCCAGGCUGCUGUCAGACUCCUGUGCUGAAGGGAUCCUCCUGCCUCAGCCUCCCAAGUGGUAUCCCUAAAAUUUUUACCUACUGAUUUUACUCUGUUCUCUAGGGCUUGCAAAAGCAAGUAUAGUUUUCAUUUUAUUGUCCGAGUCAUCCCUAUUUUAGUUUACAUAUCCCUAGAUCCUUCAACCUUGGGAAGGCAAUAGGGAAUGCUGGAGAGAGAGAGUUUGUGGACUGCAUUCGUUUCCUGGGGCUGCCGUAAAACCACAAACUUAGUGGUUUCAAGAAACAGAAAUGUAUUCUCUCACAGUUCUGGCGGCCAGGAGUCUGGAAUCAAAGUGUUCACAGGGCGGCGCUCCCUCAGGAGACUCUGGGGGAGAAUCUGUUCUUUGCCUCUUCCAGCCUUUGGUGGCGUUCCUUGACUUGUGGCUACGUCACUCUAGUUUCUGCCUCCAUGGUCUCAUUGUCUCCUCUCCGUGUAAUCUCUAUCUGCUUCCCUCUUAAAAGGACACUUGUCACUGAAUUUAGGACCCACCUAGAUAUUUCAGGAUGAUCUCAAGAUCCUUAGUUACAUCUCUAAGGAUGCUUUCUUCAAAUGAGGUAGUAUUCACAGGUGCCAAUGGUAAGCAUGUGAACAUAUCUUUUUGAGAGCGAGCCACUGUUCAACCCACUAUAGGAGCUCUGGGCUUAAAUUCUGUUAGUGUCACUUACUAAAUUUGCAACCUUGAGCAUGUUACUUAACCUUUCUGAGUCUGAAUCAUCUUAAUUUUAUUUAUUUUUAAAUUUAUUAGUUUUUUAGAAACAGUCUCUCUCUGUCUCCCCAACUGGAGUGCAGUGACUCAGUCAUGGCUCACUGUUGCCUUAAACUCCUGGGCUCGGGCAAUCUUCCUGUCUUAGCCUCCUGAGUAGCUGGGACUACAGGCAUGUGCCACCAUACCUACCUAAUGUUUUAAUUUUUUUUUUUUUUUUUUUUUUUUUUUUUUGAGACGGAGUCUCGCUCUUUUGCCCAGGCUGGAGUGCGGUGGUGCGAUCUCGGCUCACUGCAAGCUCCGCCUCCCGGGUUCACGCCAUUCUCCUGCCUCAGCCUCCCGAGUAGCUGGGACCUCGGGUGCUUGCCCACGCCUUGCUAAUUUUUUGGUAUUUUUAGUAGAGUUGGGGUUUCACCGUGUUAGCCAGGAUGGUCUUGAUCUUCUGACCUCGUGAUCCGCCCGCCUCAGCCUCCCGGAGUGCUGGGAUUACAGGCAUGAGCCACCAUGCCUGGCCCCAAGUUUUAAUUUUUGUUUUAGAGACAGAGUCUUCCUGUGUUGGCCAGGCUGGUCUCAAACACCUGGCUUCAAGUGAUCCUGCCACCUUGGCUUCCCACAGUGCUGGGAUUACAGGCAUGAGCCACCAUCCCUGGCUGAAUUGCCUUAAUUUUAAGACAGGGACAAUAAUGCCUUUAUUAUUGAUUUGUGAAGAUAUAAGGAAAAUUCAUAUUAAAUACUUGGCACAUGGUAGCUAACUCAUUCAAUGUUGCCUUCAACAUACACUACUACAGCACUACUGUCAGAGUACCUGAGUAUCCUGUGUGGCCUAGAACCCAGCACGAGUUGUAGGGCUGGUCUGAUAAGUACAGACUACAGUGGUUUCGAUUUUUUUUGCAUUCUGGACACGAUUUAGCCAACUGUGAGGUAGUCUAAGUUUCAAUUAGGUUUAGCUGUAGCCACAUCAUACGAUUGGCUUAUUAAACUUAGAAUUGGUUAAAACCUCCAAAUCUUUGUCAUUGGUGAUUGAACUUAUAUUGGAUAAAGUGUUUGGAUGCAAGGGCACCCUCUAACAUAUUACAUUGUGUGUUACAAGUGUUACAUUAAGUCAUACUGCGUAGUGCAUAGUAGGAGCUGAAUGAAUGCUGAAUUUAAUGUUACUGGGUGACUUAAAGGAGCAUUUAAACUUACCUACUUUGGUGCUACCAGAUUUCUUAAAUGCUCUAAUGAAUACAAAAAGGGGAAGAAGUAGCAACUACACCAAUUAUGUUGGGCAGAUGGAUGCAUCUUGAUUCUCCUUCUGUAAUCAGGAAAUCAGGUACUCCUUCAGGUAAUCAAUGGCUGAUCACCUUCAGGUUGAUGGACAGCUUGCCUUUGAUGCUUCUGUCAAGUGUGAGAUGUGUAUCCGUUGCUAAAGUAACAAAUGUACAUCUAAUGAUUUUCAUAUCUACUAGUAUUUUGGAAUUUGUAUUUGAUAUAAAAGACUAGAGAAAUAGGUGAAGUGGUAUUUUUAAAAUAUUCAAACUAACUAGGUUAGUGUGGUUUCUAAUAAGUAUUACAUGCACAUGGUUAAAAGGAAUACAGUGAAAAGUGGGUUUCCCAGUUUCCCUUUCUGGAAAGCACCACUGCUACCAGUUUCUUGCAUAUUCUUCCAGGUAGGCUAAGCAGAAAUUGUGUGUUUGUGUCCUUCCCUUUUUAAAACACAAAUGAUAGCAUAUAUGCAUAUGGUUCUCCAGAAAGUGCUUUUGUUAAUUAAUUAAUUAAUUAAUUUUUUGAGACAGGAUCUCCCUCUGUUGCUCAGGCUGGAGUGCAGUAGCACAGUCUCGGCUCACUGCAGCCUCAGCCUCCCCUGCUGAAGCAGUCCUCCCACCUUAGUUUCCCCAGCACCUGGGACUACAGUUCCUGGUCCAGAACUUUACACAGAAAAGGUGCUCAAAGGAUAUUUGUUUAAUGAAUGUGGUAUGCUGACAUUUAAACAGGACAAAACUUGUAGAACUUCAUGGAGGAACACGGAGUGACCCAAACUGAACAUAUGGCUACCAUAGAAGCACAUGCAGUGGCCCAGCAAGUGCAGCAGGUCCAUGUGGCUACUUACACCGAGCACAGUAUGCUGAGUGCUGAUGAAGACUCACCUUCUUCUCCCGAAGACACCUCUUACGAUGACUCAGAUAUACUCAACUCCACAGCAGCUGAUGAGGUGACAGCUCAUCUAGCAGCUGCAGGUCCUGUGGGAAUGGCUGCCGCUGCUGCUGUGGCAACAGGAAAGAAACGGAAACGGCCUCAUGUAUUUGAGUCUAAUCCAUCUAUCCGGAAGAGGCAACAAACACGUUUGCUUCGGAAACUUCGAGCCACAUUAGAUGAAUAUACUACUCGCGUGGGACAGCAAGCUAUUGUCCUCUGUAUCUCACCCUCCAAACCUAACCCUGUCUUUAAAGUGUUUGGUGCAGCACCUUUGGAGAAUGUGGUGCGUAAGUACAAGAGCAUGAUCCUGGAAGACCUGGAGUCUGCUUUGGCAGAACACGCCCCUGCGCCACAGGAGGUUAACUCAGAACUGCCACCUCUCACCAUCGACGGAAUUCCAGUCUCUGUGGACAAAAUGACCCAGGCCCAGCUUCGGGCAUUUAUCCCAGAGAUGCUCAAGUACUCCACAGGUCGGGGAAAACCAGGCUGGGGGAAAGAAAGCUGCAAGCCCAUCUGGUGGCCUGAAGAUAUCCCCUGGGCAAAUGUCCGGAGUGACGUCCGCACAGAAGAGCAAAAGCAGAGGGUUUCAUGGACCCAGGCACUACGGACCAUAGUUAAAAACUGUUAUAAACAGCAUGGGCGGGAAGACCUUUUGUAUGCCUUUGAAGACCAGCAAACGCAAACACAGGCCACAGCCACACAUAGUAUAGCUCAUCUUGUACCAUCACAGACUGUAGUCCAGACCUUUAGUAACCCUGAUGGCACUGUCUCGCUUAUCCAGGUUGGUACGGGGGCAACAGUAGCCACAUUGGCUGAUGCUUCAGAAUUGCCAACCACGGUCACCGUUGCCCAAGUGAAUUAUUCUGCCGUGGCUGAUGGAGAGGUGGAACAAAAUUGGGCCACGUUACAGGGAGGUGAGAUGACCAUCCAGACGACGCAAGCAUCAGAGGCCACCCAGGCGGUGGCAUCAUUGGCAGAGGCCGCAGUGGCAGCUUCUCAGGAGAUGCAGCAGGGAGCUACAGUCACUAUGGCGCUUAACAGCGAAGCUGCCGCCCAUGCUGUCGCCACCCUGGCUGAGGCCACCUUACAAGGUGGAGGACAGAUCGUCUUGUCUGGGGAAACCGCAGCAGCCGUUGGAGCACUUACUGGAGUCCAAGAUGCUAAUGGCCUGGUCCAGAUCCCUGUGAGCAUGUACCAGACUGUGGUGACCAGCCUCGCCCAGGGCAACGGACCAGUGCAGGUGGCCAUGGCCCCUGUGACCACCAGGAUAUCAGACAGCGCAGUCACCAUGGACGGCCAAGCUGUGGAGGUGGUGACAUUGGAACAGUGACAUACAGCCAUAUUAUGGCAUCGUUUUCUAGUCUACUUCAACAUUUUUUACACGUUUGCAGAGGUGCAAUCAAAUGGAAUUAAGUCUCUCGACUUUGGAAGAAAAGUUUUGUUAACCUUUUUUUUUUUAAAAGGAAGAAAGACAGCGGAUUUUGGAAUUGCAUUUUUUAAAGCACCACUCUUGAUUUUCUGGGAUUGGUGAAGAAACUGCAUUGUCAAUUUCACUGUCCCAAAAAAGCCAAAUUGUGGCAGGACUUCUUUCUGCGGAAAUGUGUGUGUAUACUUAUGUGUGUGUAUGUGUGAGUGUGAAUAUAUGUAUAUGUGUACAUAUGAACAUACACAUUUACAUAUAUAUAAAGUAUAUAUAUACAUAUAUAUAUAUAUGUAUGAAACCCGCAUGGAAUUAUCUGUAUGAAAUCAAGGUGAGCUGUGGAAACAAUAAUUCACCCAGUUUAGUGGGUGGUAGGGUACGUGGCCAGACACAGUCACCCAGUUUUUGUUCAUACUAGGGUCAUGCGUUGAGCUACUGACAAACUCAGGCGGAGGUGACCAUGCCCUUCACCAAAGCUGCCUCCCAGUGGCCACACAGAACUCUCCCUCCUGGACUCACCUGAGGAAAGAGGCUCCAGCAUGGGGUGGGUCAGAGAUGUGCUUACAAGGUCCAGGGGCUGCGUGGUCUGCCAGCUGAGAUGCUCCUCGGGCUGGCCCAGGUGCUGACCUUGCCACAGGCAGAUGAAUGUCUUGAAAGGUCCCGGGUCUCAGCCUCCCAUCUCCUCUCCUUCCGAGGAUUCCUUCUUGAUCUCAUGACUAUUAAAAUGUUGCUCUGGUUUUAAGGUCAGUCCUGAAUUGCUCGUAUAUAUGAACUGAAGGUAACAGAAGUAUUAGGGGUUUGAGGAGUGCGUGCGUGUAAGUGUGCUUGUGUGUGUGCGUGCAUGGUGAGGGAGAGGAUGGGAAGGGGGUGGGGGGGGGGGUUUGAAGGGAAAGGAAGGAAAGGAAAAUCUUCCUAGACCAGGAUACACCCGUGGGAGCAAUUUUCUCUGCUGUCUGUAGCUUCACAGAGGAGGCGCUGGAACGAACAGGAAGGGACAUCUGGUCUGUGGCCACAGCACCCGAACGCCCCUGAUCUUGUGUGAUCUUGGAAGCUAAGCUUGGUUGGGGCUGGUCAGUACGUGGAAGGGAAGAAGGGACACCUGGCCAUAGAAAACAGCUGAGGGUGUUUGCUGUGUUCCUGGAUCAGGCCCUGCUUCAGAAGGGACUCCUGGAGGCCCAUGUUCCUUGAUGCAUUCUCAUGGCCCAGGCCGGGAGCAGCUUGCCUCCUCAGAGGUGAUGACUGUCUGGGUGUUCUGUCUUUCUCAGCUGCAAGCCUUGAGUCUCCAGUGGCUGAAUUUCACCUGACUUUUCAACAGGCCAAAUCUCUGAACCUUGAGUACAGGGACAGCUCCUCCUCCCUCCUCCCAGCUCUCCCCAUGUGUGUGAUAGUAUAUUUAAUGUGUUUUUUUAAUGCGACAUUAAAAGAUUCUCCACGUCUUGCUCAA
This is a messenger RNA of Symphalangus syndactylus (siamang), 10361 nucleotides long. It is a transcript of the gene NRF1, whose product is annotated as nuclear respiratory factor 1. The record is from RefSeq and is a predicted model, not a curated record. Gene Ontology annotation, molecular function: DNA-binding transcription factor activity. NCBI's taxonomy places the organism in Eukaryota, Metazoa, Chordata, Mammalia, Primates, Hylobatidae. Gene Ontology annotation, biological process: regulation of transcription by RNA polymerase II.